AUGGAUUGGUGGCAGAAGGUGGUCUUCCCCGUGAAACGAGUCUGGAUCGUCGUCGCCGCCCGUGUCAAGGUCAGCAGGAAGACAGGUGAGUGCCCCGUCGCUCUCCCGCAGCUCUCUCCUGCUGAAUCUCUCCGGCCGGUGGCUGAGGCCAUAGGUUUGCUUCCUCCGGUUAGUCAGUCCCCUUCGUUUCCUUCAUCCGCUCGGCCGAUUCGACGGCGUCCGGCGGCCCUGUCGGCGGCGACAACUACCUCGGAAUGGGGAAGCGGGCGGGGAGCCAUUACCUUUUCCUCGAAGAUAUUCGCGAGAACGGAGUGCUUGAUUGCUUGUUGCGUCUUCUGAUUUUAUGUUCCUCUUCUGCCGCGCGAUGGAUAUUCUCAGGAAUCUCCUCUAAUUGCCUUCCCGGCACGGCCGUUUAUCUCGGUCAGCCAUUGCAGAGACCUCAAUUUCUUCCCCAGAUUUCAUGCGUCUCCGGAUCAAAUUUGAAUUCCAUCCGGUUUUGCUUCCACGACGCCGCCGCUAGAUCUCCGUUCCUCGCGAUGAUCAAUUUCUUCUCUGCGGUAAUCCUGGCGGCCCUACCACCUUGGAUUUGAGGGGGGGGUGGCAUUUGUUCUCGCUCUUCCCGAUCUCCUCUCAAAAUCAUAAAUCAUGCUAUCACUCUCUCUCCCCCUUCUCCAUUCCCUCGCUCUCUCCAGAGUCCAGUCCUCUUCCUCAAGCGCUCGUCUGCUUCUCUCUGUUUUCGCUGGGCAGGGCCGGCGAUCCUGAAGCUUCACGACGACGUGCAGACGUGCGGGUACGAGGAUGUGCAGGUGAUGUGGGAGAUGCUGAGGACGGAGAUGGAGAUCUCUCACGCCGCCCAGCGGAAGCGCUCCUUCUGGAAGCUCUUCCUCUGGUCCGACCCUGCGGCGGCCGACCGCCAGCAUCAUCGUCACUGA
Messenger RNA from Spirodela intermedia, 932 nucleotides. The record is from the annotation of a GenBank genome assembly. NCBI's taxonomy places the organism in Eukaryota, Viridiplantae, Streptophyta, Magnoliopsida, Alismatales, Araceae.